AUAAAAAAAAAAAAAAAACCCCAAUAUUUCUGAGUCCACUCGCUGACUCAGAACCAAAACUCGACCAACACAAAUUGCACAGGCACUGCAUUAAUUCGCUAUUACUCAAUUAACCAAAGUUAAAAGACACUUACCAAAAAUAAAAAAAUAAAAAGUUAAAAGACAAAAAAUAAAACCCUAAAAUUUUUUUCUCCCUAUAUAUUAUGCCCUAGGCCUCCAUUUGUUUCUCGAAACUCCAUAACUGAAUAAGACCAUGCUCUCUUCUCUUCCUAUUCCGACCUCUUUCUCCGGUUUUGAAAUUUCUCCUUCAUCACCUUCCCGUGCCAGGUUCCGACCACCUCUGGCCGCUGCCACCACCACCACCGAUACUUACACUUCGAAACAAGAGAAAGGUUCGACGAGCGGUUAUCUAAGCCGUCCAGCAAUGGCAGCGUGCACGUCGCUCUAUGAGGUGCUAGGGAUUUCCGUCGGUGCUUCGAGCCAGGAAAUCAAGGCGGCGUACCGCCGAUUGGCAAGGGUUUUUCAUCCUGACGCUUUAGCAAUUGAUCGGAAAGAUUCAUCGGCCGACGAGUUCAUGAAGAUCCACGCGGCUUACAGUACAUUAUCGGAUCCCGAGAAACGAGCCGUAUAUGAUAGUAAGCUUACUUGGAGACGCCAACGGCCGUUGACUUCGGCUUCUAGUUUUGCGGGAUAUAGGGGGCGGAAUUGGGAGACCGAUCAAUGCUGGUAAACGAGUUGACUCUCUCUCAAUCAAGCUACCGAGUUGGAAGUUGAACUCAUUAAAUAUAUCUCAGAAAAAACAAAAACUAAUUUACAAACUAGAGAAAAAAAUGGCCGGAGGGUUUUGCGGCAGAAAUCAGAGCCGUUAUUGUGCCACGUAAGAGUUCCGCUCUCUUUUUCGCCUACCAGUUUGGCUGAUGCACAAAAGACUUUCUUUGUACUGUUACAGCUAUUAAAAUCAUAAUUACGAAAAGAAAAACAAAGCUUUUGUUA
This is a messenger RNA of Durio zibethinus, 993 nucleotides long. NCBI's taxonomy places the organism in Eukaryota, Viridiplantae, Streptophyta, Magnoliopsida, Malvales, Malvaceae. The record is from RefSeq and is a predicted model, not a curated record.